This is a messenger RNA of Argiope bruennichi, 1597 nucleotides long. RefSeq names its product F-box only protein 9-like. The transcript has 13 exons. Gene Ontology annotation, biological process: SCF-dependent proteasomal ubiquitin-dependent protein catabolic process. Gene Ontology annotation, molecular function: protein binding. Gene Ontology annotation, cellular component: SCF ubiquitin ligase complex. The record is from RefSeq and is a predicted model, not a curated record. Lineage: Eukaryota; Metazoa; Arthropoda; Arachnida; Araneae; Araneidae. Bases 131 to 1501 code for a protein of 456 amino acids.
GUAAGAGUUUGUACGACGUAAUUGUAAAAUGGCUGCGGUAUCUGCAUCACGCCGAUAUAAUUGUUGUGUUAUUAGAUUCAAUUCUGACCGAGAAUUAGAAGUCUGAAUUUUGAAAGAAUUGGAAAAAAAAAUGGAUAAUUCUAAUUGCAAUACAUCAUCAUCCACUUCUGGUCGGGUUGGAAACCCGUCUGAUGGUGGAAGUGGAACUGAAACUGUCGAUGAAUCGCAAGAUGAGCCAUCUUCUUCUAAAGACAUACAUCAUGAACUGGAUAAUUUUCGUCUUCAGUGGAGGAGAGAGAUUGAACUAUCUCCAAACAAAGAAAAAGCAUCUACUUCAAGUGAACUCAAUUUAGAUAAAAAGAAUGAAGAACCAAUUGAAGAAAAAGCAAAAACUCUGUUUUUGAAAGGUGUUCAAGCAGAGAAGAAUGGGAAAUUGCAAGAUGCAAUUUCAUUAUACCGUAGAGCUAUUCAGUUGGUGCCUGAUAUUGAAUUUCGUAUUGAAGAAAAUAUAGAAGAUAAUUUUAAUGAAAACAUAGAAGAUUCUGAAUCGGAUAAAAGUGACUCAGAAGAAAAUUCGUCUUCAGAUGAUGAUGAUACAGACAAUCUUGUUAAUAAAUUUAAGAAACUUGCUUUCAAAGCAGGUACUUCUAGAAUUUGUGAACCAAAACAUGAACAAAAGACAAGCCAUAUGUCUUGCCUACCUCCUGAAAUAUUCCUUUACAUCUUAAAAUGGGUUGUAGGUGAAAAUCUAGAUAUAUAUUCCUUAGAAAAAACUGCCAAGGUUUGUCGAGGAUUUUAUCUUUGUUCAAGAGAUCCAGAAUUAUGGCAUUUGAUAUGCUUAAGGACAUGGGAUAUGAAUAUUGAUAAUCCAAAUAAAUAUGGCAGUUGGAGGAAUAUGUAUAUCCAACGUCCUCAUCUUAGCUUUAAUGGUGUGUACAUUAGCAAAACAACUUAUGUACGUUAUGGAGAGUCUUCUUUUCAAGAUACUCAUUAUAAACCUUGCUUUUUAGUUGCAUACUACAGAUAUUUGCGUUUCUUUCCAGAUGGUACUGUACUGAUGCUGACUACUCCUGAUGACCCAUAUCAGUCUAUAUACAAGCUGCGCCAUAAAACAGUAAAAGAUCCUAAUGUGCAUAUAGGCCGUUUCAAACUCGUUGGAAGUACUGUUGUGGCAGCAGUAAAAAAAUCGAAAAGUGAAACUGUUGCUCAAUCUACAAAUUUCUAUAAUCGUUACAGAAGGCACAGACAAGCAAAUCUAUCAGAAGUUCAAGAUCAGACUUAUCAUCUUGAGCUUGAAGUGAAAAACUACAAAAAAAGAAUAAACUGCCAAUUGGCUUGGAUGCGAUAUUCCAGUCAUGUAGUUUAUAGAAUUGGUGAGGAAGCUGUCUCGGAAUUUGACAUUUUGCCAUCAACUUUCCCACCAUUUUGGUUUUCUCGAGUUAAAUCUUAUACUGCUGAGUCUGAAAGUCCUUUGGAAAGAAUUAACACAAAGCUAAUGUGAUCAAGUUGAAAGAUUGUGAAUUUUAUAAUGUUUUAAUUGUAAAAAGUUUGUACAUAUGAUUAUUUCAUCCAUUAUUAUUAAAAUCUUUGAUUCAUA